This is a messenger RNA of Tachysurus fulvidraco (yellow catfish), 3822 nucleotides long. RefSeq names its product RAP1 GTPase activating protein b (gene rap1gapb). The record is from RefSeq and is a predicted model, not a curated record. Lineage: Eukaryota; Metazoa; Chordata; Actinopteri; Siluriformes; Bagridae. Gene Ontology annotation, molecular function: GTPase activator activity. Gene Ontology annotation, cellular component: cytoplasm. The coding region runs from base 564 to 2633 and encodes 689 amino acids. The transcript is spliced from 23 exons. Gene Ontology annotation, biological process: regulation of small GTPase mediated signal transduction; activation of GTPase activity.
UUUGAAGUACAGUAUUGGACUUUCUAGCAACUGGAAUGAACACUUUUCAAUACUUUUGAAUACCCAGGGAGUGAAGCUCUGUUAGCAAAAAUCUGAUUUUCCCUUGAUAUUCUGAAAAAGUGAACAUAUUUGUAUGUCCAAAUUACAGUAUUUUUCAGACACACACAACAGACACACACAGAGAAAAAUGUGGCACUUUUUAAUCAGCCUGUUAAAUUCCUGGAGUGCAAUGUGUAUUAAAAUGAAUCAUAGUCUGAAAAUCAAUUCAGCAUUGAUAAAAAAAAUAUUACAAGGCACAACUUAAUCAAAAGUUUUAUUUUUUUUAACAAGUUAGAGUGACAUAAUACAUCCUUCCUGCACAAAGUUUAGACUUUGUAUUAGUGACCAUUGUGUGUUUUGUAAGAAAUCUGAGUUUAGAGAAGUAGCUGCAGUUUGAGGAAGUGCCUGCUGUCACUCUUAAUAUCCAGUCUAUAGCUGUUGGUUCUCAUAGUACAACACACUAAAGUGAAACAAGUCACAGGACAACACACACAGGCUUUAGCGUUCUUUAUACUAACUUCACAAUGGCCAGAAGGUCCUUCAUAUACAUCAAUCCAGUUGUUAGGGCAGCACGUCAGCGUAGACGACACAGUGAUAAUUCAGAUUUAUUUGCAAUGAUUGAGCAGAUGCAGAACAGCAGAAUGGAUGAGCAGAGAGGCACACUUCCACCUCCUCUUAAAACAGAAGAAGAUUAUAUUCCGUAUCCAAGUGUUCAUGAGGUGCUGGGACGUAAAGCCCCAUUUCCACUGAUUCUGUUGCCUCAGUUUGGUGGUUACUGGAUUGAGGGAACCAAUCAUGAGAUUUGUACCAUCACAGCAGAGGAGGAGACACCCUCAUGUCCAACAUCCCAGAUUAAACUGGAGAGUAAUACCAUAGCCAAAAUAUAUAGGAAACAUUUCUUGGGCAAGGAGCACUUUAAUUAUUACUCUGUGGACACAGCGCUGGGCCACCUUGUCUUCUCAGUGAAGUAUGACGUGAUUGGGGACCAAGAGCACCUCCGAUUACUGCUUAGGACAAAGUGCAAAACCUACCAUGAUGUGAUACCCAUUUCAUGCCUGAAUGAGUUCCCCAAUGUGGUACAAAUGGCAAAGCUUGUGUGUGAAGAAGUAAAUGUGGACAGAUUUUAUCCAGUCCUCUAUCCAAAGGCUUCCAGACUCAUCGUAACUUUUGACGAACAUAUCAUACGCAACAACUUCAAGUUUGGAGUCAUCUAUCAGAAGUUUGGGCAGACAUCAGAAGAGGAGCUUUUUGGGAACAGUGAGGAGAGUCCAGCCUUUAUUGAGUUCCUGGAGUUUUUGGGGGAGAAGAUUGAGCUACAAGAUUUUAAAGGGUUUCGUGGGGGUCUGGAUGUUACACAUGGGCAGACGGGAACAGAGUCGGUGUACCACAGGUUCCACAACAAGGAGAUUAUGUUCCAUGUGUCCACCAAACUACCCUACACUGAAGGAGACUCACAGCAGCUGCAGAGGAAGAGGCAUAUAGGAAAUGACAUUGUGGCUAUCGUGUUUCAAGAGGAAAACACACCGUUUGUACCAGAUAUGAUUGCAUCCAAUUUCCUGCAUGCUUAUGUGGUGGUGCAAGUGGAGAAUGCCUGCACAGACAAUGUCCUUUACAAGGUAUCAGUUACUUCAAGAAAUGAUGUGCCCUUCUUUGGUCCUGCUCUCCCAGACCCAGCCAAUUUCAGAAAAAGUCCAGAGUUCCACGAGUUCCUCCUGACAAAACUCAUCAAUGCUGAGUAUUCCUGCUAUAAGGCUGAGAAGUUUGCUAAGCUGGAGGAGAGAACACGCUCUGCACUGCUGGAAACAUUGUACGAGGAGCUGCAUGUGAACAGCCAGUGCAUGAUGGGAUUGGGAGGAGAUGAUGAAAAACUGGAGAAUGGAGGAGGAGGUGGAGGUGGAGGUUUCUUUGAGUCUUUUAAGAGAGUAAUUCGCAGUCGGAGUCAGUCUAUGGACGCUAUGGGCCUAAGCAACAAGAAGCCCCACACUGUCUGUACCAGCCACAGCGGCAGCUUUACCCAUAAUUCCCCAGAUAUCCCCAAAACCCCCGGCAUUUCUCUGAUCAUCCCCGGUAAGAGCCCGACACGAAAGAAAUCGGGUCCGUUUAGUUCCAGGAGGAGCAGUGCAAUCGGCAUUGAGAACAUUCAGGAAGUCCAAGAGAGAAGUAGGGAGGUGUCUCCCAGUGCGCAAAAGGUACCUGAUGGUGGCCAUGCCUUGCACGAGCCAAAUACUGACUUUUCCAAUCACAGUUCACCUGAUAUGCCUACUACCAGGACUAGUGCGGCCCUAAUCUGUAGAGCCCCCUCAAUUCCGGAGACUCACAGUCUGUCUAGGUCCUCGUCCAAUGCCAGCAGCUUCACAAGUGUGGUGGAGGAGAACGACCACGAGCAUGAGGCUACGGAUGAUUAUGACACAGGACUGGAAAGUCUGUCUUCUGCUGGUACCCCUCACAAGCGGGACUCAUUCACAUACACCAGUAGUUGGUUUGAUGAAAGUCUAAGCAGCACUAGCCAACGCAGCCCACCAGCUGUCUCUCGUCAGCUGUCUGACCCCAUUCGGCCCAGAACACAACGACAACACUCUGCUUCAAACUGCUAGACUUUCCCCCCAGAUUUCUUCAUGAAUGUCCAUCGGCAGUACUCCCAUAGGCAGCUCCUAAAGAAACUAACGCCGGCUCCUGUAGAGACCCGCUGCAGAAGGAGAGCUGUCAGUCACAGGGCCUGUUGCCACGAAUUUCUUGUUUUGAGGGCUUGCACCAUUUUGUUUGCACCAUGCGACUGAACAUGCUUUUCAGAAUGCCUUUGGGCCUAAGAAGGUUAAGUUUGCUGUCUGUUAAACAGGUGCCGAUAGUAACAGCCUUAGGAGUGCAUUCUUAUGGUUAUUUGUCUGCCUGCAAUACCAUGACAUUAUUUUUCUGUUUCUAUCUGUCUGUGACUCGUUUUGUGUUUUAUGUGUCAUUAAGCACAACACAGAUUACUGGUGGCUCUAAUUUUGUCUACUUCUUGUUGGUGUGUAUUUAUUUAUUCAGAAUCGUAACAGCAGGCAGUCUGUCAGUCACAGGGACACAGCAGCCUAAGGAAAAUGACAUCCUUAAAGAAUUAUUCAAAGUUUCAAAUUCAAGUACAGCAGAACUGAACAUACUUUUGUGCAACAAAACACACAUGUAUGAACACUUACAGCAGUGCACCAGAAUUGUACAUAAGCUGUUCUUUUUUUUUUUUAUCAAAAGUACAUUUUGUAUUAUUUUCAUCAGUUUUGUGAUAUAUAUAUAUUUAUAUAUAUAUAUAUAUAUAUAUAUAUAUAUAUAUAUAUAUAUAUAUAUAUAUAUAUAAAUGGUAUCUGUUGUUAAUUGAAAUGACUUGUGCUGGAAUAUACAAAUCAUUUACUAUCUUGGCAGGUGAGUAAUUGUUUCUAACAAGUAAUGCUAUGUAUAAUGUUAUACUAUUUAUUUCAUUUUUAAAAAGUAUUUAUGAGUUUUUAUGCACAUUUUCACAACUUAUUGUUAUUUGCAUUGGGAACAAGUUCAGACUUUUAGAUUGUGAUGGAUAUAGUGUGUAGUUACACACACCUGACCCUUUGUAACUGCAGAGCACUUGAGGUUCACUAUUCACUGUGCUGUCUACUGUGAGACGUUUUCAAGUUGCCUUCUAUAGCUUUAUGUGCUCUGUGUGAAAUCCUACUGAAUCCUGCAGAAAGCACCAGUAACAUUUAAAUGUACUGUAUAUAAUAACGCAAUUGAGUAAUUAUAUGAUUUUCAGUAAAUGACAAUAAAAUGAUUAAACAAUCA